AUACUCAAUCAAUCCUGACUUUAUCAAGCGUGCUAUUGUGUGCUGAAGCUACGUGAAUGAACACUUCUGAUCUUGUACAUACCACGAGACACGCUCGACAGCCUCUGUCUGCAAUUGCAUGAAGCGAGCGAAUCCUUGCCACAGCCGCAUCUUACAUUGCAGUAGCGUCAAGCCUCUUCUGCCAGUGCUCAUGCGAUGUCGUCUGUUAUACCUCAAAUGCGUCAGAUCCAGUCUCUAUCCUGUCGCGGGAGCAUUAGAAGGAGAGUCUACCUGCAAUUUGUUGAGCCUGGUGCGAUCACACUACACUGAGAGCUAACAUGAUAGCGCUGGAAAGAGAGGAUGGCACUACGGAGUGGGUUGAACUCAAACCUCAAGGAGCAGUUUUAGAUGGUCCCGUAGAGUCACGAAGGUUUUGGAAGGCGGUCAUCCACCGUCUCGAUGAUUGCUCAGCAUAAACUCUGUGCCGAUGUCAAGGAGACAGGUGGAGACCUGCGUUUCGUGUGCACAAUGGCACGGUGUAGGGAUUCAUUCAACACAUCAUCAGACCAUUACGCCAGGGCUUGAAGGAACCUCAGACUAGCAGUGCAGUGUAAGCAAUACUUGACUUCAGGCAGCAGCGGCUAUUCUGCAGAUGACGAUGCGUAUCGUCUGGACAAAGCGCGGCAGUACUCUACCGGUGUACACAGUACAGCGUCCACCG
Protomyces lactucae-debilis is the source of this 700-nucleotide messenger RNA. RefSeq lists its product as uncharacterized. The record is from RefSeq and is a predicted model, not a curated record. The transcript has a single exon. Bases 119 to 316 code for a protein of 65 amino acids. NCBI's taxonomy places the organism in Eukaryota, Fungi, Ascomycota, Taphrinomycetes, Taphrinales, Protomycetaceae.